CAAAGGUAACAGGUUGCAGUCCCAUAACCAACUUAGCUGUCCGCGAAUUGUACAUAUCUAAUACUAGUUUCUGGCUAUUACGGUUGGUAAAUAGCUACCUAGUUUGUUUACAUUCAGGAGAAACUAUACAAAAAUACUGGAUACGCUGAAAAAGAAAAAGUACUACUUUGACCCAAGAAUAGCAGAAUGAGUACUCCAUCCUCCGGCCGCAAGACCCCUGUGGACUACGGUGUCCAGAUCCGCUUCAUCAAAGACCUCCAUGACUCCGGAGGGGGUGUCCCCGGCCCCCAGCCCAGGGCCAAGCCCCCCUCGGCCUCUAAGUACGGGGUGGCGGUCAGGGUGCAGGGCAUCGCCGGCCAGCCCUACGUGGUGCUGAAGGACGGGGGGGAGAAGGGAGACUCGUAUGGGGUGCAGCUGCGGACACACUGCCCCCCGGGGUACGGCAGCCUACCCCGGAGGAGGGAUGAGCUGGGGGGGCAGGGGGAGGGGGGAGGGGGGGCGCUGCGCCGGGCGCAGUCCCAUGGCUCCCUCCUGGAGAGGGAGGGGGGAGGAGGAGGUGGGGGAGGGGAGGGGGAAGGGGAGGAGCUUCGCAGGCCACCGGGAGACGGGAGGUCCGGUAGCUACGGCAACCUGGAUGGGGGGAUUGGGCUGGGGGGGGCGGGGGAGCAGGGGGGAGGGCUGGGGGGGGAUGUCCUGACGGGGGAGCAUCCGGCCGGUCUCAACGGGUCUCUGGGAGGGACGAGGGGGGGCCAGUCCUAUCCCUCCCCCCCUCCCUCAGCACCCCCCGCGGUCAACAGGCUGAUCACUCGCUUCGAUGGACAGAGGGGGCGCUCUCCCAUCAUCACCCACAGCCCCUCUCCCCCCUCCUCAGGGCAUAGCAGCCUGGGUAGAGGCCCAGGCCCCGCCUCCAAGACCACGGCCCUGCCGGCCAAUCAGUGGGCUUCGUCGAGCAGGAUUGCAACCGUGGAGACGCUGCCGGCUAAUCAGAGAGAGACACAGGUGACCCCUGACCUUUUGCUGGACCAGGGUCAGAGUGCGGAGGUUACCGGAGAGGAGGAGCAGAUCAUGCAGACUAUCUACGCCAUCCUGAGACACGGGUCCAGUGACAGUGACUCAGCUAUCAAGCACAAAGUCCGAGUCAUCUACCACAAGAUACAAGCUCUCAAGCCCAGGGAGGACUCCAGUGCUGAGUGGAUGAGGGACAGGAGGGAGCUGGAGAGGAGACUGUCUGAGAUGGAGACAUCACUGAGAGAGGAGCGGAGGGGUUCUCCAGGCAGGUCUGACCUGGCUCUGAAGGCGGAGCUGGAGGCGUGUCUGGAUGACAACCUGCAGCUGCAGGAGAGUCUGGACCAGAACAAGGCUGAGCUACACCACACACACACCGAGCUGGCUCAGCUGCGUAUGGAGAGAGAGAAGGCAGAGGCCCGGGGGAGAGACCUGGAGGACCAGCUGGCAGAGCUGCAGGACGAGCUGAGGAGAGACAGCACUAAGAUGCAGCUGGAGGCGUGCCGGGUGGAGCUGGUGGAGGUGUGUGAGCAGAGGGGGCGUGUGGAGGAGACCCUGCGUCAGAGGGAGAGGGCGCUGGCUGCCCUGAAGGGGGCGCUGCAGGAUGAGGUGACCUCACACGACCGGGAGCUGGAGGCACUGAGGGAGCAGUACAGCACCGACAUGGAGAAGCUGAGGACCAGCAUGGAGCAGGUGUCCCAGUCCCAGGUGGUGAUCGAGGCUGAGCGUGUGCGUGUGAACGCCUCCGUACGCUCCCUGCAGCAGCAGCUGGAGGACUGCAGAGACGAGAGCAGCCACUGGAUGGAGCAGUUCCACUCUGCCAGGGAUGACCUCCGCUCCACCAAACAGCAGCUGCUACAGACCCGUCUGGAGAAGGAGGACUUUGAGGAGGAGCUGAAGGAGCAGCAGGAAAGAAUGACCAUCAUGAAGCAGCAGAUCCCUGAUGCCAGACACACACAAGCACUCACCACGUGCCAAGAUGAUCUUCAGAGUUGCCAUGCCGACCUGAAGAGAGUCCAACUGGAGGUUGAGAAGUGCAGGUCAGAACACGACAAGAAGGUCAUGGAGGUCAUAUCCCAGAAGAAGGCUCACCAGGAGCAGGAGGCGGAGCUGAGGUACGAGAUAGACAGGCUCAAGGUCCAAUCACAGAGGGCCAAAGAGGAUCUGGUCAAGGCCCAGGAGACGAACAAACAGCUCCCUGCCCCAGCCCUCCUGUCUGCCCUGGAGGAGCAGCUGGGGGAGGCACGUGGGGAGGCGGGCCUUCUGAAGGAGAAGCUUUCAUUGGCUGAGCAGGAUCUGGAGUUGAGCACAGAGCGCCUGGUGCGCGUCCAGGCAGAAGUAAACGCUCUCAGAGACACUCAGCUGGAGCAGGAAGAAACUAACACACGGCUCAGAGACAAGAUCUCACGUCUGGAGGCCCAGCUGCAGACCACCAAUACAGAGAGCUCGGAGGCAGAGCAGGUCCUCCAGGGGCAGGUGAGGCAGGGGAGGCUGGAGCUGGACGAGGCCAGGAGGGGAGCCUCCUGGCUGGGUCAGGAGCAGAGGGAGCUCAGCCUGCGUCUGGAGGAGACGGAGCGAGAGAGAGACUCACUCACACUCAGCAACACCCAGCUGGAGGAGGCCAGGAGGCAGCAGGAGAAAGCCCUGGAGAAACUCAACAAGGAGUAUGACAGUGUGUGCUCCUCCUCCAAAGAGGAGGUGCAGGCUCUCAGGGCUCAGCUGGAGGAGCAGAGAGAGAGGACUCGCCGGGAGACACAGGAGGCGCAGCGCCAUGGCAACGACACCCAGACUGAGCUGGAGAGGAGUCAGAGCACCCUGAGGAGACUGGAGGAGGAGGUGUCCCGGCUGAAGAAGGAGCAGCUCCUGGUAUGUGAGGAGAGGGACAACUCCCACCUGGACAAGGAGCUGCUCACCAACCGCCUGCGCCACCUGGAGGCAGAGCAGGAGAACAGCAGGAGCAGCCAAGCUGAGAAGGCCAGGGAACUGCGCCUGGCGGAGGACAAGCUAAAGCGUGUGGAUCUGGAGCUGGAGGAGGAGAGGGGCACUGUGGAGCUGCUCACAGACCGCAUCAGCAGGAGCAGAGACCAGAUUGAUCAGCUGAGAGCUGAGCUCAUGCAGGAGAGAUCCUCCAAACAGGACCUGGAGCUGGACAAGAACGCCCUGGAGAGACAUAUGAAGGAGCUGAGAACUCGUGUAGCAGACAUGGAGGGUCAGUCUCGCUCCUCAACCGGUCUCUCCCAGCUGGAGGCUAAGAUCCACGAGCUGGAGGAGAGACUACAUGCUGAAGACAGAGAGAAGAACUCCUUGUUGGCCUCACAGCGUCGCCUAGAGAGGAAGCUGAAAGACCUCAACAUGACCUUGGAUGAGGAGAGACACCAAGCCUCUGAACAGAGAGACCAGCUGUCCCUGCGUGUCAAGGCUCUGAAGAGGCAGGUGGAUGAGGGGGAGACGGAGGUGGAGAGGGUGGACGUCCUGAGGAGGAAGACCCAGAGAGAGAUGGAGGAACAGGUGGAGCUGAAGGAGGCUCUGCAAGCCAGAGUCUCCGCACUGGAGACCGAACUCAAGAGGAAGACCCAGCAGCGGCAGGUGCUGGACUCUUCGGCCCUGAGCUCUGAGGAGGAGGAUGAAGACCUGUACGACCCCAGUAGCAUCAGCUCCAUCCUCACAGAGAGCCACCUACAGACCAGCUCCUGUUAGGGGGGGGCGGGGGUGAGGG
This is a messenger RNA of Hypomesus transpacificus, 3721 nucleotides long. Its product is annotated as cingulin-like. The record is from RefSeq and is a predicted model, not a curated record. NCBI's taxonomy places the organism in Eukaryota, Metazoa, Chordata, Actinopteri, Osmeriformes, Osmeridae. Gene Ontology annotation, cellular component: myosin complex.